UGCCUCUGCCUGCUUCGCAUAAUAAGAUCAAACCUAACUUUAUUCACCCUGCGUUGGACUUUAAGUUAUAGAGUGAAAAAUGCACAUUUUUAGUGUAUUUUAGAUACACACACACUCUCUCUCUCACCACUCACCAAUAUAACCAUUGCUUCUCUCCAAGUUCCUAAGCUUAGCUUGGCUUGGCCUUGGAUUUGGGGUAAAAGGCCUCGAGAGAUAGCGAAGCUUGCCUCACUUUAUUCCCCCCCUUCCUUCAAAUUCGAUACUUUCCUCUGUACCCAUAACGAGGUUUGGUUUGGUUUUGCAACAUAGAAUCUCUUUCUCUCUCUCUCUUUCAAACUAGCACAUUGUCUUCUUAUUCUUGUGCCUUAUAGUUCUUACCACGUUGUCCCAUCUGCGCUUCUUUCUUUCCUUGGAUUUUCAUCCUCUCCAAACAUCACCAUGUGAGUCAGUGUUUUUUAUUUGUACCACAUUGCCCAAAAUGCUCACAAACUGGGAUUUUUUUUUUGUUCCCUCAACGAGUGAGUGGUUUCAAGCUUGAUCAUCCGACCCGUUACGUCUUUUUCCUCGUUUCUAAACACAACCAAAAAUUAAUCUGAAACCCAUGUUCUUAGGGUCCUGAGUUAUUAUUAUCUUGUCUUGUUAUACUUGAGCUCCUCUUCAACCAAAACGCGGCGAGGGAAGGUGAUUUCAUUGGAUUGUUUUCUGUUGGUAAAUCAUAAGGCUUUAUGAAGUUGUCUCAACAAUGAGAGAUGAGAACUCGAAGAAAAGCAAGCUUUCAUGGCCCAAAACUUUGGUCAAGAAGUGGUUCAAUAUUAAGAGCAAAAACGAGGACUUUCAGGCUGAUGAUGUCCUCUACGCAGGUGUCAAUCAAGAGUGGAGGAGCAACUGUUCACAGAGGGAGGAAUGCACUGUCAAGAAAAGCAAAACAGAGAGAGCGAAGAGGAGGCACUCAGAUAGAAUGCGGCGAGGUAAGAUUGACCAUGAUGCAGCUCAGGUUACAGAUGUGUAUAACUAUAGAAUCUUUGCUGCCACUUGGAAUGUAGCUGGAAAACCUCCUCCCAGUUACUUGAGUCUGGAAGAUUGGCUUCACUCUUCUCCUCCUGCUGAUAUCUAUGUUCUUGGGUUUCAGGAAAUUGUACCUCUCAAUGCUGGUAAUGUUUUGGGGACAGAAGACAAUGGCCCUGCCAGAAAGUGGCUAGCUCUUAUUAGGAAGACCCUAAACAGUCUUCCUGGAACAAGUGGUGAAUGCCACACCACUUCACCACUUCCUGACCCUAUUGUAGAGUUGGAUGCUGAUUUUGAGGGAUCAAUGAGGCAGAAGGCAACCUCAUUCUUCCAUCGCCGGUCGUUCCAAUCAUUGAGUCAUAGUAUGAGGAUGGACAAUGACAUGUCACUACCACAAGCAUGCCUUGAUCGCCGUCUCAGCGUCUGUGAUAGAAUGAUGUUUGGUCACAGGACAAGUGACUAUGACCCCAAUUAUAGAUGGGCUUCCUCAGAUGAUGAAAAUGGCCCUGGUGACUCCCCAGUUGUGACACAAUAUUCACCAAUGUCAUAUAGAGGCUACUUCUCCAUGGAGGACAGGGAUAGACAGACAGGGCACUCAAGAUACUGUUUGGUUGCUAGUAAGCAAAUGGUUGGGAUAUUUCUAACAGUUUGGGUGAAAAGUGAUAUUAGAGAUGAUGUUCACAACAUGAAAGUGUCUUGUGUUGGCAGAGGGCUAAUGGGGUAUCUUGGAAACAAGGGUUCAAUAUCAAUUAGCAUGUCUUUGCACCAAACAAGCUUUUGCUUCGUCUGUAGUCAUUUGACUUCUGGCCAAAAGGAAGGCGACGAGCUAAGGAGAAAUUCUGAUGUAAUGGAGAUUCUCAGAAAGACAAGGUUUCCCCGGGUUCAUGGCAUGGGUGAUGAGAGUUCUCCUCAGACAAUUCUGGAUCAUGAUCGAAUAAUUUGGCUGGGGGAUUUAAAUUAUCGGAUAGCCCUUUCUUACCGUGCAGCAAAAGCUCUUGUUGAGAUGCAUAAUUGGAAGGCUCUGUUGGAGAAUGACCAGCUGCAUAUUGAGCAGAGACAAGGUCGUGUCUUUGAAGGAUGGAAUGAGGGGAAAAUAUAUUUCCCUCCCACAUACAAGUAUUCAAACAAUUCAGACAGGUAUGCAGGCGAUGAAAGACAAUCAAAACAAAAGAGAAGAACUCCAGCAUGGUGUGAUCGUAUAUUGUGGUAUGGAAGAGGCCUCCGCCAACUAUCUUAUGUUCGUGGGGAAUCAAGAUUCUCGGAUCAUAGACCGGUUUAUAGCUUGUUUCUGGCUGAAGUCAAGUCUGUUGGUCGUAACAGAAUCAAAAAAUGCUCUAGUUGCUCUAGUUCGAGGAUUGAAGUAGAAGAGUUGUUGCCUCAUUCACAUGGCUACAGUUAUACUGAUUUGAAUUUUUUUUGAUAAAUACUACAAUAUACGUUGAUCAACCCCAAUCGAAGAAACUGAAUUACAGAAAUAGCAAGUGUACAAUACAAGGUGGGCAAUGCUCUGGGAAAUUCUAGCCCCAACGGUGAUGUUCACAUUCUGUUGCUCUCACAGUCCCAAAUAAGCUGCAGUGUUUGGCAUAUUAAUUAAUAACUCUGACUCAAAUGCAAAUAGCAUCUCAAUUCUCAUCGACAAGGAUCAUAAAAAGAAUUACCACCAUGAAGGGUACUCAUUGCUUGUAUUAGAAAAGAUAUGUGCAAGUUCUGACGUAUAUGAAGCUUCUUUUCUCGUGGCAGCUAAUGAUUUCACUGAGAACCAUUAAAGCUAAUGAGUAAAUUUUAUGACUUUGUCUUCAACAUGUAGUAGUGUUUUCUUUUUCUUCUGAUUAAUAUGAAAGUUGCAACCAAAAGGAAAGAAGGAAAUGCGCACAACAUACAUUGCUUUAUUGGCUUUUAUCAGUAAGUCAUUAUUUGUUGUA
Molecule: messenger RNA, 2927 nt
Organism: Cajanus cajan (pigeon pea)
Lineage: Eukaryota; Viridiplantae; Streptophyta; Magnoliopsida; Fabales; Fabaceae
Source: RefSeq, a predicted model, not a curated record